UGACAAGCUGGUGUGCUAACAGCUAGCAUGCUAAGUCACGUACAUCGGUCCGCUGGAUUCAUGACAAGGCGGUGUGCUAACAGCUAGCAUGCUAAGUCCCAUAUAUGGGUCGGUUGGAUUCAUGACAAGGCGGUGUGCUAACAACUAGCAUGCUAAGUCCCGUACAUCAGUCUGCUGGAUUCAUGUCAAGGCGGCGUGCUAACGGCUAGCAUGCUAAGUCAUGUACAUCAGUCAGUUGGAUUCAUGACAAGGCGGCGUGCUAACGGCUAGCAUGCUAAGUCACCUAUAUCGGUCAGUUGGAUUCAUGAAAGGCAGUGUGCUAACAGCUAGCAUGCUAAGGCACAUACAUUGGUCGCCUUGUGCUAACGGCUAGCAUGGUAAGUCACCUACAUGGGUCGGUUGGAUUCAUGACAAGGCGGUGUGUUAACAGCUAGCAUGCUAAGUCACGGACAUGGGUCGGUUGGAUUCACGACAAGGCGGUGUGCUAACAGCUAGCAUGCUAAGUCACGUACAUGGGUCGGUUGGAUUCAUGACAAGGCGGCGUGGCCAUGAUUGGGACACAUGAUCACAUGAUCACAAGAUCAGGCAUUCAUAUUUCAAAGAGUCCAACCCCGGUAGCGUCAUUAGCAUGUGUUAGCAUGCGUUAGACUUCCUCACUCUUUGAUGCUAAACAUUGGGCUUUAGAAUGUGAUGUCACAGAGAAGGCAAGGUCGUCACUUUGCCGGGUGACACCAGCGAGACACAAAGUAACAACAACGCAACGCUACAAGUGACCAUCGGAGAUGCUAACCACCUCGGACCUCCAACCUGAGUGGCGGCCAUGAGCCUGCCAAAAAUGAACCAAACUGACGACUUAAAGAUGUACAAGGGGGUCACGCUGGGCGGGUGUCACACAGUGGAGGACAUCCUCGGCGAGGGAACCUUUGGCGUCGUGGUAAAGUGCCGCAACACGGAGACCAACACCAUGGUCGCCAUUAAAGUCUUCAAGAACUACCAGAACUCUGUGAACGACGCUAAGGAGGAGAUCUCCAUCUUGAAGAAACUAUGGCGUUUGGAUCCUGAUAAGUGCAAUAUUGUCAGAUGGGACGGAUUCUUCUUCCACAAGGAGAACAUCUGCUUGAACUUUGAACUUCUAGACCAGAACCUGCGGGAGUUCAUGCAGCGUCAAUGCGCGAUGCCGAUCCAGGAACUGGGAACCGUGGUGCACCAGUUAGCUACAGCGCUCUCCCAUAUGAGUAGCAUGGGACUAGUUCACGGAGACAUAAAACCGGAGAACAUCAUGGUGGUGGACCGCCGUGAGCAACCUCUCCGGGUCAAAUUAGCCGACUUCGGUUUGGCGAAGAACGUUUCCGAGAUUGUUCCUGGGGAUUGCGUUCAGACUUUGUGGUACCGAGCUCCGGAAGUCAUACUCGGGGUUCCGUUCAACGAGACGGUGGACGUGUGGUCUUUAGGUCUGGUUGCCGUGGAGCUAGCAACGGGACAACCGCUUUAUCCCGGCAGAAGCGAGUACGACAUCUUGAACUUUGUGACCAACACUCAAGGACAACCUGCUGAUGAUGUGUUGGACCGCGGAAAGGAAGUAGGCGUGUACUUCCUGCAUGAGUACACCGGCGUCCAACGCUGGAAACUUAAGUCACCGGAACAGUUUUCCAAGGAGACCGGAUGCCAACCAAAAGACGCCCGCCCUCUUAUGCUCUCCUCUCUGGAUGAUCUCCAACUAGUCAUGGAGGACGUCAUGGGACCUCAACGCACUGAGCAUCUUUUUGUACUCCUCGUCAAGAAGAUGCUGGACUUGGAUCCGGAUCUACGUGUCAACUCCCAAACGGUUCUUCUGCAUCCUUUUUUUAAUUCCCUUACUUCCCGGUCGGAGAACUGCAUCGACGGAGACACUAAGACUAUCAGUGAAGCACCAUUCCAGGUCGAUUCCGUUGUUCCGGUGACUUCCCUGAUCCAGGAUCAUCCUUGUUCUUCAGUUUCAGAGAACCUCAAUGAGAAUCCAUUGGAAUUGAACACACAUCCAAGUUCUUCGACUUGCUUAGGGGGGCUGUCCGGCAGGGUCGUAGCGGCCUUACGUAAGGUCACGGGUAUUUUUACUAGAAAGUUCAAAUUCUACACAAACAGCCCCGGUUCUUAACCAAAACAGUUUUAACAAGGACAGAAAAACUCCACGGUUCAAAUGGAAUCUUCUGGUAACAAAUGCAUUGUAAAGGAGACGUCACUGAGGAAGGUGAACCCAUGCUGGAGCCUAUCCCAGCUGACCCAGCUGGACGAGAAGCCGGGUACAUUUUGGGACAAUGAAGCUAACAUGUUUUGGGAAGCUAACAUGGCAGGAAACCGGAAUACCCGGAGAAUGUACUAUGUACACACGUGGAGAAACAUGCAGAACCCACACCGGGAUGGAGAUGAAAACCCAGAUCUUCCCGAUCUCCUGGUACCCUGUGGCACCCGGGGUUUGGGGUUAGCUUAGGUUAGCUUAUUAAAUUGUAAGAAAUCCAUCCAGAUUCAUUCAUUCAUUUUCUACUGCUUAUCCUUAUGAGGGUUGU
This is a messenger RNA of Doryrhamphus excisus (bluestripe pipefish), 2543 nucleotides long. The record is from RefSeq and is a predicted model, not a curated record. NCBI's taxonomy places the organism in Eukaryota, Metazoa, Chordata, Actinopteri, Syngnathiformes, Syngnathidae.